AGAAGGAGCGGGAGAAAGAGGAAGAGGAGGGACAGAGGAGGAGGAGGAGCAGCCCCAGCCCCGCUCCGGCCGCGGCUCGCCCGGAUCCGCCGGCAUCGCCCGCCCGGAGCCCGCCGCCCAGGAUUUCCCAUUGCCAAACCUCGGCCCUAUGGAGGAGGAGGAGGAGGCUGUGAGGAAGAGGAAGAUGUCCCCGGAGCCCCAGGCAGAGCAGGAGCUGGGCAUGGAGAGCAGCGAGGACAAAUCCCAUCGUGUCCUUGUCCUCCCUCGGCCAGAGCAGGAGCUGGGCAUGGAGAGCAGCAAGGACAAAUCCCAUCGUGUCCUUGUCCUCCCUCGGCCAGAGCAGGAGCUGGGCAUGGAGAGCAGCGAGGACAAAUCCCAUCGUGUCCUUGUCCUCCCUCGGCCAGAGCAGGAGCUGGGCAUGGAGAGCAGCGAGGACAAAUCCCCGCGGCGGCAGAACCUGGUGGCAGAGGCCGUUUGGAGCGGCUCCACGGCGCAGGAAGGCAGCGGGGAGGAGAAGCCGCGGAGAUCCCUCAGCAGGAGGGGCUGCAAAGGCAGAGCGCGGGGAUCCGAGGGGGAAAGAGCCAGCCUGGGCCGGGGAGGGGGUCAGAGCUCAGAGCUGGGGGUACGUGAGCAGCUCCAGGAUGGGGAGAAGCCCCACAAGAACUCGGAGCUGGGGGUCCGUCAGCAGCUCCAGGAUGGGGAGAAGCCCCACAAGAGCUCAGAGCUGGGGGUCCGUGAGCAGCUCCAGGAUGGGGAGAAGCCCCACAAGAGCUCAGAGCUGGGGGUCCGUGAGCAGCUCCAGGAUGGAGGGAAGCCCCACAAGUGCCUGGAAUGUGGGAAGAGCUUCAGGUGGAAAUCAUCCCUGGUUGACCAUUCCAGAAUCCACAGUGGGGAGAAGCCCUAUGAGCGUGGGGAAUCUGGGAAAAGCUUCAGCUCAAGCUCCAGCCUGGUUGUCCACCAGAGGAUCUACACAGGGCAAGAGCUGAGAUCCGAGGGGGAAAAACCCAGCCUGGGUCAGGGAGGGGGUCAGAGAUCAGAGCUGGGGGUCCGUGAGCAGCUCCAGAAUGGGGAGAAGCCCCACAAGUGCCCGGAAUGUGGGAAGCGCUUUUGGUGGAGAUGCAGAUUGAUGCGCCAUUCCAGAAUCCACACUGGGGAGAAGCCCUGUAAGCGUGGGGAAUCUGGGAAAAGCUUCAGCUCAAGGUCUAGCCUGGUUGUCCACCAGAAGAGCCACAUGGGAAAAGAGCUGGGAUCUGAGGGGGAAAAACCCACCCUGGGUCAGGGAGGGCGUCAGAGAUCAGAGCUGGGGGUCCGUGAGCAGCUCCAGGAUGGGGAGAAGCCCCACAAGAGCUCGGAAUGUGGGAAGAGCUUCACGCUGAGCUCCCACCUGGUUGUCCACCAGAAGAGCCACACGGGGCAAGAGGUGAGAUCCGAGGGGCAAAGAGCCAGCCUGGGCCAGGGAGGGGGUCAGAGCUCAGAGCUGGGGGUCCGUGAGCAGCUCCAGGAUGGGGAGAAGCCCCACAAGAACUCGGAGCUGGGGGUCCGUGAGCAGCUCCAGGAUGGGGAGAAGCCCCACAAGUUCUCAGAGCUGGGGGUCCCUGAGCAGCUCCAGGAUGGGGAGAAGCCCCACAAGUUCUCAGAGCUGGGGGUCCGUGAGCAGCUCCAGGAUGGAGAGAAGCCCCACAAGAGCUCGGAGCUGGGGGUCCCUGAGCAGCUCCAGGAUGGGGAGAAGCCCCACAAGAGCUCGGAGCUGGGGGUCCCUGAGCAGCUCCAGGAUGGGGAGAAGCCCCCCAAGAGCUCGGAGCUGGGGGUCCCUGAGCAGCUCCAGGAUGGGGAGAAGCCCCACAAGUGCCUGGAAUGUGGGAAGAGCUUCAGGUGGAGAUGCAGAUUGACGCGCCAUUCCAGAAUCCACAGUGGGGAGAAGCCCUGUGAGGGUGGGGAAUCUGGGAAAAGCUUCAGCACGAGCUCCACCCUGAAUAUCCUCCAGAGGAGCGACAUGGGGAAAGAGCUGGGAUCUGAGGGGGAAAAUCCCACCCUGGGUCAGAGCUCUGAGCUGGGGGUCCAUGAGCAGCUCCAGGAUGGGGAGAAGCCCCACAAGUGCUCAAAAUGUGGGAAGAGCUUUAGGUGGAAGUGUAGAUUGAUGCACCAUUCCAGAAUCCACACUGGGGAGAAGCCCCACAAGUGCCUGGAAUGUGGGAAGAGCUUCAGGUGGAAAUCAUCCCUGGUUGACCAUUCCAGUAUCCACAUUGGGGAGAAGCUCAAUGAGCAUGGGGAAUCUGGGAAAAGCUGCUCAAGCUCCAGCCUGGUUGUCCACCAGAAGAGCCACACGGGGAAAGAUCUGGGAUCUGAGGGGGAAAAACCCAGCCUGGGUCAGGGAGGUGGUCAGAGCUCGGAGCUGGGGGUCCGUGAGGAACUCCAGGAUGGGGAGAAGCCCCACAAGAGCUCGGAGCUGGGGGUCCGUGAGCAGCUCCAGGAUGGGCAGAAGCCCCACAAGUGCCCGGAAUGUGGGAAGAGCUUCAGGUGGAGAUCCAGAAUGAUGCGCCACUACAGAGUCCACACGGCGGGGAAACCCUACAAGUGUGGGGAGUCUGGGAAAAGCUUCAGCUCAAGCUCCAGCCUGGUUGUCCACCAGAAGAGCCACAUGGGGCAAGAGCUGGGAUCUGAGGGGGAAAAACCCAGCCUGGGUCAGGGAGGAGGUCAGAGAUCAGAGCUGGGGGUCCGUGAGGAACUCCAGGAUGGGGAGAAGCCCCACAAGUGCCUGGAAUGCGGGAAGAGCUUCAAGCGGAGACCCAACCUGAUGGAGCACCGCAGAAUCCACAACGGGGAGAAACCCUACGAGUGUCCCCAGUGCGGGAAGAGGUUCACCUGGAGCUCGCAGCUGAUCAUCCACCAGAGGGGCCACACCGGGGAGAGACCCUACGAGUGUCAGCAGUGCGGGAAGAGCUUCAGCUGGAAGUCUCACCUGACCGCCCACCUGAGGAUCCACACUGGGGAGAAACCCUACGAGUGCAAGGUGUGCAAGAAGAGGUUCCAGAGCAGCUCCACCCUCCUCGUGCACCAGCGCUCGCACACGGGGGAGAGGCCCUUCCACUGCCCCAAGUGCGGGAAGAGCUUCAGGGAGAACUCGACCCUGAUCAGGCACCGGCGCACCCACACCGGGGAGAGACCCUACGAGUGUGACAAAUGUGACAACACGUUUCCCACCAGCUCCAGUCUCCUGGUGCACCAGCGCAUCCACACCGGGGAGAAGCCGUUCCGCUGCCCCGAGUGUGGGAAGGGAUUCACACAAAACUCCAGCCUGGUCAAACACCGGCGCGUCCACACCGGGGAACGACCCUACAAGUGUUCCCAGUGCGGGAAGAGCUUCACGCAGAGCUCCAACCUGAUUGUCCACCAGAGGAGCCACGCCGAGCGGCCCUACGAGUGCGAGCACUGCGGGAAGAGCUUCUCGCAGAGCUCCAGCCUGAUUGUCCACCAGAAGAUCCACGCCGGGGCCAGGCCCUACGAGUGUAGGAGGUGCGGGAAGAGCUUCGCCACCAGGUCCUACCUGCUCACGCACCAGAUGAUCCACACCGGGGAGAGGCCCUACGAGUGCGGCGAGUGUGGGAAGGGCUUCAUGUCCAAGUCCCACCUGAUCUACCACCAGAGGUGCCACACCGGGGAGAAACCCUACGAGUGUGACGUCUGCAAGAAGAGGUUCCUGACCAGCUCCCAUCUCUUCAGCCACCAGCUGAUGCACACCGAGGAGAGGCCGUUCCACUGCCCCGAGUGUGGGAAGGGAUUCAGGCACAAGUCCAACCUGGUCACCCACCAGCACAUCCACACCGGGCAGAAGCCCUACGAGUGUCCCCAGUGUGGGAAGGGCUUCACCAGGAGCUUCACCUUGGCCAGACACCAGGAGAGCCACACCGGGGAGAGACCCUACGAGUGUCCCCUGUGUGGGAAAAGCUUCAGCUCGAGGUCCAGCCUGGUUGUCCACCGGCGCGUCCACAGCGGGGAGAGGCCCUACGAGUGCGAUGUGUGCAAGAAAAGGUUCCUGACCAGCUCCUGUCUCCUGGUGCACCAGAGGACUCACACAGAGGAGAAACCCUUCCGCUGCCCCGACUGCGGGAAGAGCUUCAGUCAGAAGUCCAACCUCCUCAUCCACCAUCGCAUCCACACCGGGGAGAAACCCUACGGGUGUGGGCUGUGUGGGAAGAGCUUCAGGACCAACUGCCAGCUGGUGAUCCACCUGAGGAUCCACACGGGAGAGCAGCCCUACGAGUGUGGGCGGUGCGGGAAGAGCUUUAGGGCAUGUUCCAGCCUGAUUGUCCACCAGAGGAUCCACAUGGAAGAACGGCCCUUCAAGUGUGGGCAGUGCGGGCAGAGCUUCACGCGGAACUCCCGGCUGGUUUUUCACCAGAGGAGUCACCGAGGGGGAUCCGAGGGGGACAAACCCACGCUGGGUCAUGGAGGGGGUCAGAGAUCUGAGCUGGGGGUCCACCAGCAGCUCCAGAAUGAGGAGAAACCCCACAAAUGCCCGGAAUGUGGGAAGAGCUUCACGUGUAAAUCCUCCCUGGUCUACCACCACCGCAUCCACACCGGAGAGAGACCCUACAAGUGUCUCCAGUGUGGGAAGAGCUUCAUCGAGAGCUCUGCCCUGGUUGUCCACCGCAGGAUCCACACCGGAGAACGACCCUACAAGUGUGAGCACUGCGGGAAGGCCUUCGCUUCCAGCACGGAGCUGACCGUCCACCGCCGCGUCCACACGGGGGAACGGCCCUACCAGUGUCCCCAGUGCGGGAAGAGCUUCUCCAGGAACUCCCACCUGACUGUCCACCUGAGGUCCCACACCAGGGAGAGGCCCUACGACUGCGUCCAGUGCGGGAAGAGCUUCAUGACGAGCUCCUCCCUGCUGAAACACCGCAGGUACCACGCCAGCGAGAAACCCUACGAGUGUGGGAGGUGUGGGAAGAGCUUCCCGGUGAGAUCCCGUCUGACCAUCCACCAGAGGAGCCACACCGGCGAGAAACCCUUCAAGUGUGGGCAGUGCGGGAAGAGCUUCACCACCAACUCCUACCUGAUCAUCCACCGGAGAUUCCACAGCGGGGAGAGGCCCUUCAAGUGCGGGGAGUGUGGGAAGAGCUUCAUCACGCGCUGCCUGCUGAUGUACCACCAGAGGAUCCACACUGGAGAACGCCCCUACGAGUGUGAUGUCUGCAGCAAGGCCUACAGGACCAGCUCCCUGCUCCUCACGCACCAACGCACUCACACCGAUGAGAAACCCUUCCGCUGCCCCGACUGCGGGAAGGGCUUCCGGGAGAACUCCACCCUCACCACCCACCGGCGCGUCCACUCCGGCGAGAGACCCUACGUGUGCCCCCAGUGUGGGAAGAGCUUCCUACUGAGCUCCCACCUGGUUGUCCACCAGAGGAGGCACACGGGAGAACGUCCCUACAAGUGUCAGGAGUGUGGGAAGAGCUUCACGACUCACAACUACCUGGUCAUCCACCAGAGGAGCCACACCGGCGAGAAACCCUUCAAGUGUGACCAGUGUGGGAAGUGCUUCAGCACCAGCUCCUGCUGGCGUUCCCACCAGAAAUGCCACAGCCAGGAGAAGCCCUUCGAGUGUUUGCUGUGUGGGAAGAAGUUCAGGAUUAACUCCACCCUCCAGAGGCACCAGCGCACGCACACGGGGGAGAAACCCUUCCGCUGCCCCGACUGCAAGAGGGGCUUCAAGCUCCACACCUACCUGGCCAAGCACCGGCUCAUCCACGCCGGGGAGGGGCCCCGGGACUGUCCCCAGUGCGGGAAGAGCUUCUCGGCCACCUCUCUCUUGGCCAGACACCAGUGGAAGUACCACUAAGGGCAGCCCUGAGGGUGGGAAGAGCUUCGUGGGCUUCUCCAGCUCCGUCCUACACGGGAGGAUCUGCUCUGGGUGGUCCCCAGGUGGGCAGAGCUCAGGUGAUCCGUGUUUGGAGGACACCUGGCUAAGAGCUCCUCAUCCUCCUGCCCAGGUGGGCAGA
Haemorhous mexicanus (house finch) is the source of this 6002-nucleotide messenger RNA. Its product is annotated as zinc finger protein 271-like. Gene Ontology annotation, biological process: negative regulation of transcription by RNA polymerase II. The record is from RefSeq and is a predicted model, not a curated record. Gene Ontology annotation, molecular function: RNA polymerase II cis-regulatory region sequence-specific DNA binding; DNA-binding transcription repressor activity, RNA polymerase II-specific. Lineage: Eukaryota; Metazoa; Chordata; Aves; Passeriformes; Fringillidae. The transcript has 4 exons. The coding region runs from base 149 to 5842 and encodes 1897 amino acids.